AUGGAAGCCGUUAUAGAUCGGCCGGUGGCGGCGGAAACGGAGAAUCAAUCGACGCUGGCUGCCGGAGAAAGUAAGUCACGUGCGAUGAAGCUGAGCCGAACUUCGUCUUCUGAUAGCGAUGAAGUUUAUUCCGACUCCGACACCGACACCGACACCGAUGUUGAAAAUCAAAGGCUGUACGAGUUACCCAAUUCUCACGACUUCUACUGCGCCAACUGCGAAUCAAGCAUAACUAAAGUGAUUAUUCUCCGCAACCCUCCGUUGCGGUCGUUGAUCUCGGCUGCCGGAGAAUCGAGUUGUUCACCAAACCUGAUACCGAAGCUGCAGCCUCGGUCACAUGCAGAAAUCUGUAGCAUUUCCGCUCAAUGCAGCGGCAAUGUGUAUAUUACCUUUGUAUCAAACCGCCCCGAGCCUAGGCGUUGUUUCGAGAUAGUGAAGAGCAUUGUGUACGGAGGAUUAACCGAAGCAAUCACGAGCCUAGGCAUCGUAACCUCCGCAGCAAGUGCCAAUAUUCCGAUAGAGAUUAUCGGGGCUUUGGCAUUGGCAAACAUGAUUAUCGGUCUUAUUGUCCUCACAAAAAAUUUCUCUACGCUAAAGUCGAAUCAACCCAAGAAAUACCCAUACCAAAGAAAACGACCACAAGUCGAUCCGUACGAGGAAGCCUUAGGCGACAGGCAGAAUUAUCUUCUUCACUACACCGCCGUCAUUCUAUCAUUCUUACUCAUCGGGUUUCUGCCUCCUCUAAUUUACGGCUUCUCCUUCCGCCACACCGACGGCAGCAAUCUCAAACUCGCUGCUGUGGCUGCCACCUCGCUUCUAUGUAUUGCGCUACUCGCCGUCGCGAAAGCUUACGUUCGGAAGCCGUUGCAUAAGUAUGUCAAAACCCUAGUAUGUUACAUUGUUCUAGGGUUAGGGGUCUUUGGCCUGUCUUAUGUAGCUGGCAAGGUGCUUGGUAAGCUUCUUGAGCCACUUGGGUGGUUUAAGACAGACCCAAUGGCUCCCACUUUGUUGCUCCCUAAUAUGAACUUUGCAAAACCCACGUGGGGAUUCAUAUGA
Molecule: messenger RNA, 1056 nt
Organism: Cucurbita pepo subsp. pepo (vegetable marrow)
Lineage: Eukaryota; Viridiplantae; Streptophyta; Magnoliopsida; Cucurbitales; Cucurbitaceae
Source: RefSeq, a predicted model, not a curated record